Geosmithia morbida is the source of this 945-nucleotide messenger RNA. Its product is annotated as serine-threonine kinase receptor-associated protein. Lineage: Eukaryota; Fungi; Ascomycota; Sordariomycetes; Hypocreales; Bionectriaceae. The coding region runs from base 1 to 945 and encodes 314 amino acids. The transcript is spliced from 4 exons. Gene Ontology annotation, biological process: spliceosomal snRNP assembly. The record is from RefSeq and is a predicted model, not a curated record. Gene Ontology annotation, molecular function: RNA binding; protein binding. Gene Ontology annotation, cellular component: SMN complex.
AUGGCUACUGAAAGCUCGAGGCAGCGGUUAGAUGGGAACCCUAUGCUUCGAGACGGAGUUACUGGCGACUGGAUCGGAACCUUCAUCGGGCACAAGGGUGCCGUCUGGCAAGCCAGAUUGAGUCCGGAUGCCUCCAAUGCCGCCACCGCCUCGGCUGAUUUUACUGCCAAGAUUUGGGACACCCACACUGGCGAGCUCCUCUAUACUCUUCAACAUGACCACAUUGUCCGUGCGAUUGCCUACCCUCCCGACAACUCCGACCUCAUUGCUACCGGCGGCAUGGAGAAAAAACUUCGCGUGUUUGAUCUGACAGACCUUCCCCGAACUGGCACCGGCGAUCCGAUCACAAUUCCCGCAUCGACCGGCUUCGAGAUCGGUGAAGGUGUCCACGGUGGCAGCAUCAAAUUUAUCUGCUGGACCCACGACCCCAACAUUGUCGUCACUGCUUCAGACAAAACCCUGCGCUGGCUUGAUCUCCCUAGCCGCGCUUGCGUGCACCACGAGAUUCUUGAUGGUGAAAUCAAAUCUUGCGAGAUUGUUAGCCUGUCGCCUGAACAUGCGUCACCAAGUGACAUUGGAGGCGGGAAGCCCGUCUUGUCAGUCGCGGCGGGGAAGACUGUAUACUUUUGGGGGGGGCUCAGGGCCAUGGAUGAACUGAAGCGUAUCACGCUUCCAUACUCCAUUGCUAGUGUCGCACUUGACCUCAAGGGGCGCAAGUUCGUGGUGGGCGAGGAGCCUGGGACGUGGGCCAGGGUCAUUAAUUAUGACGAUGAAACUGAGCUGGACGUUCACAAGGGCCAUCAUGGGCCCAUCUGGUCUAUCGGGUUUUCUCCAGAUGGUAAGCUCUACGCUACAGGUUCCGAAGAUGGAACAAUAAAGCUCUGGAAAAAUUGCGAAGGCUUCUAUGGACUCUGGAGAGGAGGAGCAGAGCGUUCCGCAGAAUAG